AAACGCCCCACACAGAGAGCCUCCUUUUGUCAUGGAAAUAAAGUGUCUGCCUCUCAUUCACACAUGAGUUUCUGUAAUGCGAAGAAGUCGAGCACGCAGCGAGACUCAACACUGCUGAGAGAAGUUACGAGUGGAGGAGGACGCAAAAGCGGAGUCUUGGAGAGACACUUUGGAUAAGUUGAAAUUCUGAAUGAGGGCAUUUGUUUAGUCAGAUUGAUGCGGUAUUGCUGAUACGGUCACCAUGUUCGCCUCUGCACGGUGCGCGGUUGUGUUCGGGCUGCUGUGCGCUGCGCUCUCCGCGGGCGCAUCGGUGUGUCCGGCGGGCUGCGAGUGUUCGGAAGCCGCGCUCACGGUCAAAUGCGUCUCCAAAGAUCUGCGGGACAUACCGAGCGGCAUCCCGAGCUACACCAGAAACCUCUUCAUCACCGGAAACCACAUCAGCCAGAUCGGACCCGAAUCUUUCCAAGGACUGGAGAACGUGACGAAUUUGUCACUGGCUAACAACAGGAUCUCUGAGGUGAAGUCUCACACAUUUUCCAAACUGCGCAGCCUCAGAUCGCUGGACCUCAGCAACAACCAGCUGGCCAUCAUCCAUCCUGAGGCGUUCACCGUCCAGAGCCGUAUGCUGAGGGAGCUCAACCUCAGUCGGGCUCUUUACAACCAUUCGUCCGUCAUUGAUCUAGCCACCUCUCUUCGCUGGAGCAGCCUGGCUGACCUGCUGGGACUGGACCUGUCCAGUAAUGGCCUUGUCUACUUGCCCCCAGGCAUCUUUUGCCACCUUGUCGGCCUGCGGCGCCUUCAGCUUGGCAACAACUCUAUAGUGUCCAUCCACAACGGGACAUUUACAGGACUGGAUCGCCUCCAGGAACUCGACCUUACACACAACGCCCUCAGGACCCUGCGCGAAGAGGCUCUAAAAGAGCUAGAGCACUUGGGUUCGGUGAGGCUCCACCUGGCGGAGAAUCCGUACACCUGCACGUGCGACAUCGAGCCUUUCGCCGCCUGGCUGAACGGCUCACGGGCGCAAGUGGUGGACGUCGAGCGCCUGGCGUGCGCGUUCCCGGUCGCCUUGCAGAACACGUCGCUACUGACGGUAGGAGAACUGGAGUUGGGUUGCCAUAAGGCAGGAGAGGGUGACAAUCUCGCAUUGCAGACUUCCUACGUGUUUCUGGGUCUCGUGCUGGGAUUUGUCGGUCUCAUGUUUCUCUUUGUGCUCUACCUAAACCGCAAAGGUAUAAAAAAGCGAAUCUACGACAUGCGAGACGCAUGCCGGGAAGUCUGGGAAGGGUACCACUACCGAUACGAGAUCGACUCCGAUCCCAGGCUGUCGCAAGUCUCUACAACAGCUGAUGUGUGAGCUCUUUUCAAAUGGAGCUUGUUAUAUGAACUAGUUUUCUAUUGCAUUUAUACUUGGAACAUGUCCAUUUGUGUUGGGGGGGUAAUGCAUUACAAGUUACGUAAUCAGAUUACUUUUUAAAGUAACAAGUAAAGCAAUGCAUUACUUUAACAUUUACAAUGAAGUUACUUUGCUUUCUUAUUUAUUCACUGACACCUCUCCAAUCCACAUGCUGAGAGAAACUGGGAGUAAGAGCAAUGGCACUUCCUUUAACCUUCCACUUUUGGUGUGAAAGCAACAGUUGAAAAAAAAAGAAACAUUCUUUUUUUCGGUUAUUAAAAAACAAAUCAGCAAGCCCAGCCCAGGUGACAAAAGUAAUUCAAAAGUAACGGAAUGCUUUGCUUUCCAUAAAAAGUAACUAAGUAAUGCAAUCAGUUACUUUUUAUGGAGUAAUGCAAUAUUGUAAUGCAUUACUUUUACAAGUAACUCUCCCCAACUGGUGGCAUAUUUAAGUAGGCACAUUUGUUGUGAAAAGCAUGUACUGCCUGUCUCGUUGAAGCCUUUAUAACAAGCACACCUCCCCCUCAAGUCUGCAGAGAAUUGGCCCCGAGAUGCAUUUGCUUCUCAAUCAUCAUGGGAUGUUUGAGGAUUAGCCCAAUAAAGGGGCAGAAGCCAUAAAGUAACUCUGACCACCAUCAACAAACUCCCUGCUACUCUCCAUUGUCCCGUACUGGAAUAUUGCCCACCUCUCUGGUGCUCAAGUGCCUUGUUAGUUGGAUCUAAGAGGCUGACCAGCUUCAAAAGGGGAUGAAUCUUAUAUCUCUAUACAUGUGUACUGUGCGUUUGUAAGGAAUGUUUUGAGGACCGUUUUAUUGCAUGCACCUUCAGCCCUGUUUUUAUGGAAGUGAAUGCAGUUUUUGCAUGUCGGACCCCCAAGCAACUGAAUUAGCAGCCUUCUAUGGUCCUUUCUGUCCCUCUAUCCACAGGGAGUCUGCGAAGAAUGUGCCGGAUUUUCUCUCCAAAAGCAUUCCAGCAGGAGGAUAACCUCCUCUAAGCUCUAGAAGGAGGAUCUUUUGAAGAAACAGACCCGGUUUGAAGAAAUCUCCGGCUGCUGCUUUUUUUUUUUCGUUCAAAAGAGACGUUUUGCUUUGUUUUUAUUCCACUCAUUUUUAUUGUCAGAAUGAUGAGAACCAGCCCUUACGAGGGCCGCUAAGCGAGACCCCUCCUCCGUCAAGCCUGUUUGCUCUUUGAAGACUCAGUCUGGCUCAGUUCCUCAUAUGUUCCCCAGCUUUUUCUGUUUAAGGGACUUUACGGUGAUAAGAUACAGAUGAUGCUGGGGCCGUUGUGCUGAACGGUCCCCUGCUCUACUUCUGAGUACUGUUUCCAAAUGUGUAAGACUGAAAAGAAAUAUCCUUGAUGUGUUGUGCCAAUGUGCUGGACUUCACUUCACUGUCUGGAUAAUAUGCUUUUAUGCAGUGUAUGUUUGUCAAAAGACUAUUUAGUCUUUGAGUGAACCUCACAAAGACAGUCAGGAAAUUUCUUGUGUAAAUGAAUUUGUAUUUCACCCUAUCAAAAGGGAAAAAUAAAUAUUUUGCAUAAACACAAAGGGUGUUUUUUCUUGCUUUUCAUUUUGCAUUGUGACAUUAUUUUAAUGCAUUAUUUUAAUGUGACCCUGGACCACAAAACCAGCCUUAAGUAGCACAAUAGACAAAAAUGGGUCAGAAUUAUACAUUUUUCUUUUAUGCCAAAAAUCAUUAGGAUAUUAAGUAAAGAUCAUAUUCCAUGAAGCUAUUGUGUAAACUUCCUAGCAUAAAUAUAUCAAAACUUAAUUUUUGAUUAGUAAUAUGCAUUGCUAAGAACUUCAUUUGGACAACUUUAAAGGCGAUUUUCUCAAUAUUUUGAUUUUUUUUGCACCCUCAGAUUGCAGAUUUUCAAAUAGUUAGCUUAUUUAUUCAGCUUUCGGGUAAAUCUCAAUUUCAAAAAAGUUGACGCCUAUGACUGGUUUUGUGGACCAGGGUCACAUAUUCUAAUUAAAAAUAUAUAGUAAUGGCACAGUGCAACAUUAUAUAUGUAUUAUGCAGAUUUAUUUUCAUUUGGAGUGGAACUGCAUAUAUCUUUGUGAGAUUCACCCAUGUCAACAACGUUCUGGAUUGAGAAUUGUCAUCUGUGGAAAAUCAUCAUAUCUUUGCUUGCAAUGAAAGCAUCUUUGUGCCUGAUGAACUAUUCAAAAUGAUGAUAUUUGGUAUAUGAAACUUCAUCGGAAUUUGGACCGUCUUCCAUUGUGCUUUUAUAGCUUUAUACUCAUGUAUUAUUCAUUAUAUUCAAAUGAACCUUUCUCUAAAGAGGUAAGGAAAACCUUUUAAGUGGGAUGCCAAAAGCAAAAUGUUUACUCAUGAAUUUAUCAGGUAUCUAGCGCAGAACAACACUUUUGUGGAUGUGUCAUGCAUCGCAUGGACAAAUAAAUGGUCUUUCUUCAGGGCAAAGUUUAUUUUGCAUGCUAA
Labeo rohita (rohu) is the source of this 3837-nucleotide messenger RNA. It is a transcript of the gene tpbg1b, whose product is annotated as trophoblast glycoprotein a. Lineage: Eukaryota; Metazoa; Chordata; Actinopteri; Cypriniformes; Cyprinidae. The coding region runs from base 242 to 1357 and encodes 371 amino acids. Gene Ontology annotation, cellular component: plasma membrane. Gene Ontology annotation, biological process: negative regulation of canonical Wnt signaling pathway. The record is from RefSeq and is a predicted model, not a curated record. The transcript has 2 exons. Gene Ontology annotation, molecular function: protein binding.